Saprolegnia parasitica CBS 223.65 is the source of this 1120-nucleotide messenger RNA. RefSeq lists its product as hypothetical. The record is from RefSeq and is a predicted model, not a curated record. The transcript has 8 exons. Lineage: Eukaryota; Oomycota; Saprolegniomycetes; Saprolegniales; Saprolegniaceae. Gene Ontology annotation, molecular function: protein binding. The coding region runs from base 1 to 1041 and encodes 346 amino acids.
AUGACCGACGGCAGCUAUGACGACGAGGCGCGCCAGCUCGCCAAGUGGAAGCGACGCAUCGCCGAGGACAAGUACAUUCGCGAGCAAGGUCUUCUCGAGCAGUCCAACCUCCUCUCGUAUGCAAUGCACAAGCUGAGCCACCAGCGCGUGCCGCUGAGCCUCGCGGACCGCUAUACGAUCUGGCGCUUGCUCCAGCGCGGCUACGAUGUCAACGAGCGCGACGACUCGGGUGUCCCUCCCAUCGUCCACGCGGCUGCCCAUGGUUGGCUCUUCUUCGUGCACAUGUUUUUAAACUACGACGGCGACAUCAACGUGACGUCGACGAUCCAAGAGACGGCCGUGUGCGCGGCGUGUCGACGCCAGCGCUCAGCGCUUCUUCGAUACCUUGUCUUGCGCGGCGCGGACUUGGACGUGUGUGACAAGUCGGGGUUCUCGUGUCUUCGGUGGGCCACCAAGCACCAAGACGUGGGGAUGCUCAAGGUUCUCUUACGCCACGGCGCGUCCGUCACAAAGGACUGUGGCACGUCCCAGCACUCGGCCAUGGACUGGGCGCGCGACUAUCAGAACGACACGAUGCUAGCGCUUCUCGAGCGGGCCUUGCUCAAGGAGAAGAAAGCGACUCUCGCCAACCUUCAAGCAAAAGUGUCAGCAAAGACAACACGGAAACGUGCCAAACAGGCUGCGGCGACCGAGGCAGAGAUCGCUGUCGAUGCGAUGAAAGAACGCGUUGAGGAUACACCGCUCAGUGUGCGCGAGCGUCGCGCACGGUUGCGCCGCGACCAGCAGCAGCGUGAUCGCAUCGAAGCCCACGCGCGGCACGCAAAAGCGACGUUCCAAGCGCGAACCCAAGCCGUGAUCCAGUCACUUCGGCCGCCAAAGCAUAGGCGGCACAGGCGUCGUCGUGCCUGUGGAGACAGAGUGGCGCAGGGUCAGGCCCAUGCACUGGCAGCUGUGCCCGCUACCGCCCAAGGUCGACACGCAGGCACAAGCGUUUGUAGACCUCAAGCGCAUCCAAGACCUCGCUCGCGCUGCGAGCGAUGACAUCUUGGACGACCCCCCGACACCGCGCCUUCGACGACGAAAAGCGCCUUCGAUGGCCUUCUACUGCCCAACGUAAAAA